Molecule: messenger RNA, 1958 nt
Organism: Prorocentrum cordatum
Lineage: Eukaryota; Dinophyceae; Prorocentrales; Prorocentraceae
Source: the annotation of a GenBank genome assembly
CGUCGGCCCAUGCGCCCGAGGCUCCCCAGCCAGCUCCGCCUCGCAGCACUGCGGCCGAUGCGCACCGAGCAUGCCCUCGGCGCCGUGCUGGCGCCGUGCUGGCCGAUGCCUCGGCGUCGUGCUGGAGGUGGGCGUGGUGCCCCUGCACCGCGCGACGCCCUGGGUGAUGCCCGUCCUCGUGCUGCUGCUGUUGUUUCUGCCGCUGGCCCUCGCGAGCCUGGCCCGCCUGGUCGAGCUCCUGCUCGACCCGCUCACGCCUCGUCUGGUGGCGGGCUGGUCAGCCGGGCGGCUCGUCGUGCUCCUGCUGCUCGCCGCGUUCGCCGCGGGCGACCUGCUGGGGCUCUGGUUCGCGGGCGCCGUGGCGCUGCGGGUGGUGCGGCACGCGGCCAGCCGCAGGAUCGCCGGACCGACGAGGCCCCGCGCGAGGCGCCUGUGGGGUGUCCUGCAGGCGGCGGUGCGGCUCAACGCCGCGCGCGUGCUGGCGCCGGAGCGGUCCAGGUGGGCGCAGGUGCAGCUCGAGAGGGGCGUGCCGCUCGGCCGGGGCUCGAGCAGGAGCGAGCGAUGGAGAUUCAACUGGGAGGAGUCGGCCAGAGCGCGCAGGGACAGGCAGGAGGAGGCCCUGUGGCACAGCCUGGACCUCGGGCGCGCCCUGCUCCGCGCCGCGGGGCCGCCCCUCGCCGCCGCGUCGCUGGGGCUGGUCGCCUUCGGGGUGCGCGCCUUCUUCGCGCUCGGGCUGCCGUGGUGGCGGCUGCCCCGCGCGCUCGACGGGGCGAUGAGGCUUCUCGGCGCCGUCGCCACGCUGCGCAUCCUCGCCGACUUCGCGCGCGCCUCCCUGAUGGACCCCGGCUUCACGGGCCCGGCGCCGCCCGCUGGCGGCGCCGCCACGCCCCCCGACGUGGAGCUGGACGGCCUCGGGGGCCUCGCGCGGGCGGAGGCGGCCCGGUGGUGCGCGUUCUGCGCCCGCCCGAAGCCGCCCCGCUGUCACCACUGCCGCACCUGCGAGCGCUGCGUGCUGAAGAUGGACCACCACUGCCCCUUCCUCGGCAACUGCGUGGGCCAGCGGAACUACCCCUACUUCUGCCUGCUCCUGCUGGACCUCGUGGCCGGCUCCGCCCUCCUGCUGGCGGUCCUGCUGCCCCAGGCGCCGUCCGUGCUGCUGGGCGAGGGCUGGGUCCCAUGCCUCGGCCUCCUGGCGGCGGUGCUCGUGCCCUGGGGCGCCCUGGCUCUGCUCGGCCCCUUCUUCCUGGUGCACCUCAGGCUCGUCCUCAGGGACGAGACGUCGCUGGAGCACCUCGCGAGGGAAGAGGGGCACCGCCGCGUGGGCGGCGCCGCGGUCCCCCGCUCGGGCCCUGCGGGGGAGGCCGGCGUGCUGGCCCGCUUCGCCCGCGUGUUCGGGGCGCCCCCGGCCUCGUGGCGCCUCCCGCUGGAGCGAGCCCUGAGGAAGCUCGGCGCGCCUGGCGACGACGACGACGACGACGACUGCUGCGGAGCGGGCCUCGCCGCGCCGCCCGGGGCGCCUGGCAGGGGGCCCACGGGCGCAUCGCGGCGCCGCGCAUGACGCUCCGUGGGAUGGCGAUCGGCGGGCCACGGGAUGCAGGACUCGGGAUAGCGCCCGGCGCACAGGCCUCCCUCGUCGAGCUCCGCCGGCGGCCUCGGAGCGCGUGCCGGCCCUCGCUCCUCGGGGGCUCGAAGAUGGGCCUCGCCGCGCGCGCCACGCGCCGAGCGCUGCGGGGCGAGCGAGGCGCGGGCCGCUCGGCCGCCGGCUGCCGGGCCUCGGCCAGGCGGCAGGGCUGUGUGCGGUACGCCCGUGCGGCGUCCUCUGCGAGCGCCCCGCACGUCCUCUGCAGACGCCCCGGGCCUCCUGAGCCGGAGAGCGGUGCAGAGCCAGACCGACUCGCCUGCGCGUGCCCUGAGAUCCUGGCGUCCCAGACAUGGUCGCGUCGUGAAACAGAUCCGGA